This is a messenger RNA of Neurospora crassa OR74A, 3369 nucleotides long. RefSeq lists its product as hypothetical. The record is from RefSeq and is a predicted model, not a curated record. The coding region runs from base 639 to 2639 and encodes 666 amino acids. The transcript is spliced from 3 exons. Lineage: Eukaryota; Fungi; Ascomycota; Sordariomycetes; Sordariales; Sordariaceae.
CUCCUUCAUUAAUUUCGCUCCGCUGCCCUUUUCGCUUUCCUCACUUCCAUUCACUGCCCGUGCCUAUGUGCCUUACCACCUUUCCUAACGUAUUUGUCUCGCUUGCUGCCCACGUCCUUCAUGGCUGCACGUCCUAAUACUUCCAUAUAGAUCAGACUCCCCAAAUAAUCCUUGGACCCUAAUCCUCGCCUUGUGAGACAGCGAGAGGACCUACAAGUGGAAAGCGGGUUGUCGGGGCGCAUACACCUGUCAGGUACAAACAUACAUACCUACCUGGGUACUUUGAUCUCCAGUCUCGUUGGCGAAACAGAGUUCCCAGCACUCUCUGUUUGUCGAAAAAAAACAAAAGAACAUCAAGAUCGACCGUCCCGCUUCUUCCCUCGGCCACCACUUCUAGCGACACCAGUCAAAGAAAAGAGGCACCGUUGUCACCAUCUUCUUCCCUCCGACGGCCUUUCUUUUUCUUCCAUUUUGGUCUCACAAUGCGCGCCGUUUAAUACUUAAUACCACCCGCUAUUACUCAACGUCAUCACGACUCAACACCCUCGAUAUCGACGACAUAGGCUUCGCCAUCGACACUCGAUUCGCUUCCGUGGUUCUCGUUCAAUCUUCGAUUCUAGUCGACACUUUUAGUUACCAUGGUUAUGGAGGGCAUUCUGUGCGUGCCCCCCGAUAGGGGCCCCAUCAUUGGGAGGGCGGUUUGGAAGCCUCGCUACGUCGUUCUGGGAAAUGGGCUACGGGAACCGCAAAUACAGUCUGGCCUGGGCCGAUCACAGAGCAACCGAAGCUCUACGCCAGCCCGGAUGCAGAUCAAGGUGUCUCCGGAUACCAUGUAUCUUUCCAUCUACAAGUCCAAGGAGGAUUGGGAGCCAGCAUUGCAAGUCGCUGUGUCCUUGAUAACCGACUGCCAGGUACAGAUGCUGGCUCACCGCAAGCAAGGGCCCGUACUCCCAACGAUGGUUGUCAAUGUCGCCCCUGAUCCCGCUGCUGAGAAGAUGCGCAAACGUCGUUCGAGCAGGACCGCCGGUCUAACCACCGGGAAGGACUCGAUUCCUUCGACACUGCUGUUUCGCGCAGGUGAGGAUAGCCAAUCGCACCCUUCGCUCCACGAAUGGGCUCGCUUCAUCCAACAGCUUAUCCGCCCGAAUGUCGUCCCAGAGGGGCAGGCUGCCCAGCCCCCUUUGAGUCCCAUCACCCCGGCCUCGCCAAGUUUUGUCAACCCGUUUUCACCCCGAUCCGGCGAUCAACAACAUAGACCAAGCAGCGGGAGCGCAAGCUCGCGACCCAGUUUUCACCCCAUGAAUUUUGCACCAUUAUUCACCAGCCGCGAGCGCCCUGUCACUCUAGUCGAUACCCCGAGUCUACACUCCAAGCGCAGCGAUGUGUCGUCGCAAACCAGCUCCAUGAACCCAGGCUUGGGGCAUCAGCAUUAUACGGCCAUGUUCCCUACCGAUCUUCCAUCACCGGCUACCACUAUUGGUGAGUACCAGGGCGAGUUUAUCGAGGGCUGGACUUCCGCUCAGGGGAGGUCUUCCACACUGAGCUCACCCGUAAGAGGACGUGACAACAGCGUGGGUUCUCAAUCACCAGCGCCGCUUCCGCACCAGACGCUCGACCCCACUUCACCCCCAGGCCCUCGGGAGACCAUACUGGAUAGAGCCUUCCAAAUGCGCUGCAUUCCAGGAUCGGAGCGCGAUGUCCCAGGAGAAGAGAAACUAAGCUCGCUGGCUCGUUUCGAUGCAUUGAUGCGAGAAUUGGAUGACAAGAGGAAGAAGCGCGAGGCGGAUGAAGCUAGGAGCAGAUCCGCCACACUUGCAACCUCAGAUCCUGCGACAGAACGACCUGGACUUAAAAGUGCAUGGGAUGUGGCCGAAGCUUCGAGCCCGGAGGAGGAUAUCGACGAAGAGGACGAAGACAGUGAUUUGCCUGAGGUUGAGCGUGACUCGGAGGAUGGCUUCAUGAUUCCAUCCUCUACUCGAAGAGCACUGGAGUUCAUCACGGGAAGGAACGAGCUGGCUUCGCCACAGAAGCAGUCCUCUCGCCAACCGAUCCGGGUUCCGUUGAUGUAUAACGCGGACGCAUUGAACGCUUUGUCAUCAGGAAGUGGUGGCAGUUCCUCUCGACCACAGACCGGUUAUUCUCACAGGUCUCGUCCAUCCAUUGGCGCAAGAACGCAGUCACAACCUCAAAUGACGGAAAUGCUUGCUGCUUAUGGAAGCCCACUAAUGGGCGUUCUUGAAGGACACUCGGAGACGUCGUUUGAAGAAGGUGAUAUAGCUACUGCGAUGAACUCGACUGCGGCGACGCCGCUUCAGCAUAGCCACCGUCACUCGACGUCGAGCGGCAAGCGCCUGAGCUUCAGCGAUUUCACCAAACGUCUCAGCAGCACCAGUAGCUUGCUCCUGGUCCAGACCAAUAACAGCCCCGGUAGCAGUCGUGGCAGCAGCAACAGUGAGGCCGACAGCACACAGGUUCAACCUCAACAACGACCACCGUCACCGUUGCAGGGCGACAAGAUGAUCCCUCGAAGCGCUGGCUCGCCGCCGCAACGUUCGAUCGACCGAGAUGCUUUGGACAAGAGAUGCGGCUGGCGCGGCAGCGUUGGGGUGUUUGGCGGUCCAGAGGGCGGUUUCCUUUAGAAGAGGGCUAAACGGCGCCCUUUUGUACCAAGUGCCACCUCGUCAACCGCUGCGAUCUCGCUUGUGACAAGUAAGAAGGAGCGGAAGCUGUUUAAACCAAGUUCUUGGCUCGGACUGGCUCGUUGAGCUUUGCCCCCAUUCCUGGACCUUCACCUACGGGCAUCACUUGUUGCUGGAGUCUCUCAUCACAGUCCGCCCAACUCUUAUUUCAAACGCAUGGCUCUAUCAAUUCUCUCUCCAUCGUCAAUAGUUCGUCUUGGCAUCUACAACAACUCGUAUUUAACGACUUUUCACGAUCGAGCAAAACUCAACAUUACCAUAUCAUAUCUGCACAAACCGGAGUUGGGAGGGCCACACGGGCAUCUGGCGUUAGACAUCAUCAUCAUCAUCAUCAUCAUCAUCAUCAUCAUCAUCAUCAUUAUGAUUAGCUUAUCUUUUUCCUGCUUUCAUGCUUUGCUUAAUCCACAUCACAUACACUCUGAAGGCGUCCCCAUUGGGAAGACAUGACUUACGUCUUUUGGAAAGAAGAAGAGGAGAAAGAAACGAGGUGGGGGCAAAUAAAGCCAAAGAAGUUGGGUACGGGAGUUUUGGGGAGGACGAAAUGGGGGAAAAGUUAGAGGACGGCUCGUUGUAGGAGAGCAGGAGGGCUCAUGUAAUAUGAGCAACUGGGCCAAUAUGCCGCAAUGUAUAUAUAUUCACACGAACGACUACAAAAUUGACAUUACUGGAC